AUGUCUCAGCGUGUCUCCUUCAGUCCUCACCACUCGCAACCGUUCACGCUCGAAGAAGCUGUCAAUCUCGAGCUGGAUACUCUGAUCACGGAGGUGAUCAGGCUCACCAACUCACUGGAACAUCUCUACUCUAGCCAAGACCAGUUGCAAGAGUUUCUAGAGUCUGAAGAGGGGCGGGGGGAUCCAGAAAGUCAGCAGGCUUGUAUUGAGGCUAUCAGAGAGAACGAGGAGCUCAUGCCCCGGCAGAACGAAAGAAUAGCUCUUCUGGCAGCGGCUCUGAUCAACAAAGUCCGCCCUGAUCUCGGAAUUGGGGCACCCGGGUGGCAUGCGGGAGAUGUGUUUAGGCGGUAUGGUGAGCCUGGAGGUGGUCUAGCCGGGAGAAGAAGAUGGUGGGCGAGCGAUGCGCCUGUGACGACCACAGAGCAGGCGCCGGCGUCUGGGGAAGAAGAAGGGCUGCACCUGUGA
Molecule: messenger RNA, 465 nt
Organism: Cryptococcus wingfieldii CBS 7118
Lineage: Eukaryota; Fungi; Basidiomycota; Tremellomycetes; Tremellales; Cryptococcaceae
Exons: 3
Coding region: 1-465 (154 amino acids)
Biological process (GO): proteasome regulatory particle assembly
Molecular function (GO): protein-macromolecule adaptor activity
Source: RefSeq, a predicted model, not a curated record